CGGAUUAGUCGGCGCGACCAUGCCAUUUUUGACAAUACAGUAUAUCACGUGACGUGCCAGAAAACUUUGGACUUGCAUUUCGCUCUGGUGGUGAACAUUGCGCUUUCCGCUUUGAGGACACUGCUAUUCUCGACGACAUCCGGCAAAAGUUUCUUUCGAAGUCGUUCAGUAUCCUCUAGGUGCUGUACUUGACUUCAGCUUGCCGCCGUUCGGAGACUGGUGCACCGCACGCCGUUCGUCUUGAUCACCCACCCAUUUCCUUUUACGAAACAUAAACUCGCCAUGUCUUUCUUUCUCCUUUUCGAGUCGGCCUCCGGGUACGCUCUCUUUGAGCGCAUCGAGUCCGAGGAAGUUGGUCAGGACUUGGAGGAAGUACAGCAAAGCGUCUUGGACCUGUCUCGGUUCAGCAAAAUGGUCAAGCUGAAGUCGUUCACGCCGUUUAAAAGUGCCGCCCAUGCUUUGGAAAACAUUAUGGACGUUUCCGAAGGUGUUGUUAACCCAUCGCUGAAGGCGUUCCUGGAAAUGAACUUGCCAAAGGCUGGCAAAAAGCAGAAGGUUCAGCUGGGAGUGUCGGAGUCGAACUUGGGAGGAGGAAUCAAGGCGGAAUUGGGUUACGACUGUCUCCACAACGAUACCGUCCGUGAACUGCUUCGUGGGAUCCGUGUUCACGCAUCGAAGUUGUUGAGUCAGUUGAAGGAAGGCGAUUUCGACCGCGCGCAGCUCGGUCUCGGUCACGCAUACUCCCGUGCCAAAGUAAAGUUCAACGUGAACAGGGCAGACAACAUGAUCAUUCAGUCUAUCAAUUUGCUGGACCAGUUGGAUAAGGACGUCAACACCUUUUCUAUGCGGGUGCGCGAGUGGUACGGCUGGCACUUCCCCGAACUCAUUAAGAUCAGCAGCGACAACGCCAUGUACGCUAAGCUCGCCAAGUUCAUUAAGAACAAGGGUGACCUUGGUGAAGACAAGCUGGAAGGUCUUGAGGAGAUCACCGGUGACCCAAUUAAGGCGAAGCAAAUUAUCGAUGCUGGCCGUGCCUCCAUGGGUACCGACAUUUCCGAAAUCGACAUGGCCAACAUUCAGAACUUUGCUGACCGUGUCAUCGCUUUGACCGACUACCGAAAAUCUCUCCACGGGUAUCUCGUUAGCAAGAUGCACCAAGUCGCCCCCAAUUUGUCUGCCCUUAUUGGCGAGAUGGUCGGAGCGCGUCUCGUUGCGCACGCUGGAAGCUUGACCAACUUGGCGAAACUGCCAGCAUCAACCGUGCAGAUUCUCGGUGCUGAAAAGGCGCUUUUCCGCGCUUUGAAGACCAAGGGAAACACUCCCAAGUACGGUCUCAUUUACCAUUCGACAUUCAUUGGCCGUGCCGCACAGAAGAACAAGGGACGUAUCUCUCGUGUUCUUGCGAACAAAUGCUCCAUCGCUUGCCGUAUCGAUUGCUUCUUGGACAAGCCUACCAGCAAGUUCGGUGAGCUCCUCCGCGAACAGGUUGAUGAGCGUGUUCGUUUCUACGAGGAGGGUGUCACUCCUCGUAAGAACGCAGAGGUUAUGCAGAAGGCAUUGGCGGAGGUCGGCAUGUCGGAUCUGAUGGACGUUGUCGCAGAUGAGGAUGAUGAAGAAGCAUCGGAUUCGGCGGAGAAGACACCAAAGAAGCGUAAGGCAGACGAGGAGGAUGACAGCAAAGACAAGAAGAAGGCGAAGAAGGACAAGAAGAAGAAGGACGAGCCUGAGACGCCCGUAACAGACAAAAAGAAGAAGUCGAAGAAGGAAGCACCCGUGGAGGAAAAGGCGGAGACGACGAAAUCCGACAAGAAGAAGAAGAGCAAGAAGGAGAAGAAAUAGAACCCUUCCCUCAAUGCCUCUCAUCCAUUUUGUUUACUGCUUGAGACAUUCCCGCCGUUUCGAAGCGAUUGUUUCACCCCUCCAUCAGAGUGCACGCUACACUCUACCCGUUCCGUCUGCAUUCGUGAUUUAUUCAGCAUUCGCAUUAUUCUUCUUGUCCCUUUGUAAAUAUUUAAUAGAUUCUACAACACCCUAGUCAUGAUUUUCUCAUUUUGAUGUGCCCCAGUUGACGGAGUGCUUACACAUAAGUCGGCAAUUCCUACCGCAUCCCAAAAUCGAAAGCACCAUGAGUACGACGGAGACAUCCAAGCGCCGGCGGUCGGACCGAUAUACCUCUCCAGGCUAUGAUUCCGGCUCAGACCGGGAGCAC
Messenger RNA from Fimicolochytrium jonesii, 2209 nucleotides. RefSeq lists its product as uncharacterized. The coding region runs from base 283 to 1839 and encodes 518 amino acids. Gene Ontology annotation, cellular component: box C/D methylation guide snoRNP complex; small-subunit processome. Gene Ontology annotation, molecular function: snoRNA binding. The transcript is spliced from 4 exons. The record is from RefSeq and is a predicted model, not a curated record. Lineage: Eukaryota; Fungi; Chytridiomycota; Chytridiomycetes; Spizellomycetales; Powellomycetaceae.